Indicator indicator is the source of this 826-nucleotide messenger RNA. It is a transcript of the gene HOXB5, whose product is annotated as homeobox B5. The record is from RefSeq and is a predicted model, not a curated record. The transcript has 2 exons. Lineage: Eukaryota; Metazoa; Chordata; Aves; Piciformes; Indicatoridae. Bases 1 to 798 code for a protein of 265 amino acids. Gene Ontology annotation, molecular function: RNA polymerase II cis-regulatory region sequence-specific DNA binding; DNA-binding transcription factor activity, RNA polymerase II-specific. Gene Ontology annotation, cellular component: nucleus. Gene Ontology annotation, biological process: anterior/posterior pattern specification; regulation of transcription by RNA polymerase II.
AUGAGCUCUUACUUUGUAAACUCGUUCUCAGGGCGCUACCCAAAUGGCCCCGACUAUCAGUUACUAAAUUAUGGGACCAGCAGUUCCAUGAACGGUUCUUACAGAGAUUCAAGCACCAUGCAUUCCAGCUCUUAUGGCUACAACUACAAUGGGAUGGACCUUAGCAUCAACCGCUCAGCCUCCUCUAGUCACUUUGGGGCUGUCGGAGAGAGCUCCCGUGGUUUCCCUUCUCCAGCUCAGGAGAGCAGGUUUAGACAGGCGUCUAGCUGCUCCUUAUCUUCUCCCGACUCCCUACCCUGCUCCAACAGCGAAAGCCAUGGAGGCAAACCCACCCCGUCCCCUUCUGACCAAGCUACUUCUGCCAGCACCACCAACACAAAUUUCACAGAACUAGACGAGACCAGCGCGUCCUCGGGAGCCGACGAGGGCACUCCAAUAAGCAGCAGCAUCCCCCGAGCGCAGGCAGAACCCAUCGCGACCUCCACGGCAGCAACAGAAGGGCAGGCACCUCAGAUAUUCCCUUGGAUGAGGAAACUUCACAUUAGCCAUGACAUGACUGGACCAGACGGUAAGAGGGCGAGGACAGCAUACACUCGCUACCAGACCCUGGAGUUGGAAAAGGAAUUCCACUUCAAUAGAUAUCUCACCCGCAGGAGGAGAAUAGAGAUCGCUCACGCUCUCUGCCUCUCCGAACGCCAGAUCAAAAUCUGGUUCCAGAACCGGAGGAUGAAAUGGAAGAAGGAUAACAAACUGAAAAGCAUGAGCUUAGCCUCGGCGGGCAGCGCCUUUCAGCCAUAAAUUAUAUUAAAAAUAAAUAAAUAAAUAC